Messenger RNA from Poecilia latipinna (sailfin molly), 4075 nucleotides. Its product is annotated as type II inositol 3,4-bisphosphate 4-phosphatase-like. The record is from RefSeq and is a predicted model, not a curated record. Gene Ontology annotation, molecular function: phosphatidylinositol-3,4-bisphosphate 4-phosphatase activity. The transcript has 19 exons. Gene Ontology annotation, cellular component: cytoplasm. NCBI's taxonomy places the organism in Eukaryota, Metazoa, Chordata, Actinopteri, Cyprinodontiformes, Poeciliidae. The coding region runs from base 682 to 3162 and encodes 826 amino acids.
GAGAACAAGCUGAGUUAAUUUCCGUUUUUCAGCUCCGUUUCUCCUGCCAGGACCUUUUCUAAUCUCCAAAUAUUUUCCCAUGAUGCACCUGGGGGGGCGUGUUUUUUUUUUUAAUCCCUCCGGCUACGACGAAAUGGGAAGAGGAGGAAAAAGUGAGAGAGUGAGGAGGAGAAACAGCUGAUUUUUCAGCAGAAGUCGUUCUGGUUUUUGUCUGGAUUUGUGGAAACUUCUUCUUUGUUUUUAAUUUUUACCGAUUAAUCUGAAGGAUUAAUCUUUUAACUCCUCCGUCGCUCCGCUGCUGUUUGACUUUAACAGUAAAACUGUCAGUCAAACUGAUGGUGCAGGUAGGAAGCAGAAAUCUGAAAUGAGCUCCAGCUUUAUAUUUCUGCUGUGAAGCCGUUUUUAUUUGGCUUUUAGAUCCUAAUCUCUUAAUCUCAAACUGAUAUUUUUGAACAGAAACUGAAAAUAAACCAACAUAAUGGAUCAAAAUUAAGUCAGAAACAAACAGCAGCAGCAGAACAACUGCUUUCUACUACAUAAUGUUUAAAAAAUUGACAAAUUUAGACGAUUUUUCCAACUCGCAGCUGGAGGAUCGAUUCAUUUAUUUAUUAUUCUACAUCCAGCAGCUCUAGUUACUCUAGCUCUUUACCUUUAAACUCCUGAAAAUAAAACGUUCUGAAGAUGCAGCGAGCGGUGAUGGCCUGUGCCGACUGCUUAUGUCCUCCGAGAGAUGACGGCUCCCCUGCUGGACAGAGAAGCUGUUUGGGUUUCACAUCGUUCUCCAUCAGAGAUCUCCUCCGGUCCAAAGAGCCUCGCUGCUCCCUGAAGCUCAGGACGAUGGACGGCGUGGACGAGGUCGGGGACGUGACGGUUUCCCGCCUGCAGCUGGAGGAAGAGACGGAGGAUAAAUCUGCAGAAAACAAGAGCGCCGUGCUGUGUGACGCUCUGCACGGCUCCGUCCAGGACAAAGAAAACAGUCCGAUGAUGCGAGCAGCCUUGUGCUCCCAGGUGUGUAAGCUGUACAGGUUUCAGACGGAGGACCACAGGUGGCUGCUGGUCCGGGAGCAGAUGUCAGAGACGCCGCUGUCCUUCUCCUUACCCAAACAGCUGCUGAGCGCGCUCAUCAGGGAGCACACCGACAGGGUCGAGGAGGUCAAUGCUCUGGGUGACCUUUCACCUCACUGGGACGGCCUCCGCCAUGACGCCGUCGCCCACUCCCACCAGCUGAUCGGCUGCUACCAGCAAACGCAGGCGGAGAUUCACCGCCUCUCCACGGCGUCGUGCUUCAAGGCGAGCAGCAGCAAAUCGGACCGACACCUGCAGUUCAUCCCCACCAACCUGCACUGCCAGAGGAUGGAGGUGACCGACCCCGGCAGCUCAGGUGUUUGGUAUGAGGUCGUCACGUUCGGAGCGCCGGCCGAUCACCACCAGGCUUUUAAACAUGGAGGACUGAAGCGGCUGCUCAGCAAGCACACAGACCACACACACAGCUCGGCGCCGUUUUCCCGUGACGAGUUGUGCAGAGCGAAGCGGCUGCUGGCCGCCGCCUCCCAGCUGCAGCCCCUGAUCUUCGGCCUGGCGGAGCAGCUGCUCUCCGUCUCCAUGGAGGUCGAUCCGAACCGCCUGCAGGACGUCCUGGACGACCUCAGGGAGCAGACGUCGCUGUUCAUCCAGGCGCUGAACGACGAUCUGGUGAAAGUCGCCCUGCAGGACAUGAGCAGCAGGACCUGCAGCAGCACCCACCUGCACAGCAACGGGUUGCUAUGUGAGGUCUCCCCCGGCGACCAGGAGGGGGCGCCGCGGCCGCAGGACGACAAGGAGAACAGAGAGGAUGAGUGGGACAGAACGUGGGUGAACAUCGGCAAGAGUCUGGACUGCAUCACCGACAUGGUGGAGCGGCUGCAGGAGCGACAGCGCCACCUGCAGGAGCAACAGGAGUCCACAAAGUCCCAACACACAAGUCGGACAGAAAGAGGCAAAUCCUCUCCUUCCUCCUUCUCCUCCUCCUCCUCCUCCUGGCAGGAGCAGCUGCUCCCCCUGGUGGUGACGCUCAGAGACUGCGUGCGGGAGGCGGUAACCACGGCCCGAGCUGCCAUGACCUUUGUUGUCCUGCAGGGGGCGGUGGCUGCGACUGUCGCUCAGGGUCCAACGCAGAUCGUCCAGCGGCGCCACGCUGUCUUCAGUCAGGGGCUCUCAGCGAUUGUUUGUGGGUUUAUGCUGAAACUGUUUGGAGGUUUGGAGGAUCCAGAGUUUCUGCAGCAGCUUCUGUCUGUGGGGAUCCUGGCCCAGUUUGAAGGCCUGCUCAGCACCUACGGUGAGGAGGUGGGGAUGCUGGAGGACAUGGAGGUGGGCGUGGCCGACCUGAGCAGCCUGGCGUUCGCCGUCACCGAGGCCCAAUCCGAGCGACCCGACGACCUGCAGCCGACGCUCACCGGAGCAUGGGGCGGUUUCGUGGUCGAGGUGCCGCUUCCCUCUGAAAGCUUCAGGUCGCUCCCUGAGGAGCUGAAGGCCGGCCGUCUGAUCCGAGUCGAGCCGGUUCUGUUCAACAUCGGGAUCAACCAGCACCAGAGUCUGGCUGAGAGGUUUGGAGACAGCUCUCUUCAGGAAAGAGUGAACCAGCAGAGCUGUGAGCGUCUGAAAGCUUACUGUAACAAGCUGAGAGAAAAACUUCCUAACAUGGCUGGUAUCCAGUCUCUAUCAGACCUGCUGUCGUCUCUUGAUCGCAGUAUGGAGUCCAAGAAGAGGAAAAACGUGGAGGUUUUGUGGCUCGCAGCUUCAGUGUGUCGUAAAGUAAACGGCGUGCGACUGACGAGCUGUAAGAGCGCGAAGGAUCGCACGGCGAUGUCUGUGACGCUGGAGCAGUGUUCGAUCCUCAGAGAGCAGCACACACUCAGCCAGCAGCAGUUCAGCUCUGCUCUGGACAACAUGAGGAGGUCUCGUCUGUCCUGGGGGCAGAUGCUGGGCUGCUAUGCCCACUCUGGGUUCUCUGUCUCUGGGUUUGACCCGGCAGAGUGUCCCUCUGGCCUCCAGAGCCCCUGGAUCCAGAUGUGCUUUCAUUCCAGAAGACACUUUUACCCAGUGGCCUUCCUCCUGGUGACCUCUCACCUCCUGGUUCUCUGGCUCAUAUUCAGCUUGGUGAUCCUGCUGGCAAAGUACCAGUAAACAAGACUGGGAGCACUGGGAAGCAGGGAUGAUAUUGUUCUCCUAGGUUUGUCCACAAUGGGAGAACGUAAAUGAGACCAAACUUAUUGAUUUGUUAAAGGAUGAAAAAGACGAUGUCUGUGUUUUAGGAGAGAUGGAGAAGCAGUCAGCCUCAACUUAUUACCAUCCACAUGUACAAACAUCAGUCAGUUUGAAUUUGUUUUACAAAAAGCAAAAAUGUUUGAGUUUUUAGUACAAUAGAUUACUGAUUUUUCAAUUUAAUCUGAUGUUUAUUUGUUAAGAUUCAGCUUCUGACUUGUCCAAAUCUUUUCCUACGUUUCCUCAUCUCUGCCUGUUAAUUUAUCGACGCUUGGUUAUCGUUUUAUUUCUGACAGCUUCGUUUUUUAUGUUGAGUUUUGCUGCCACCAAGUGGCCAAAUUGAAUUUCAACACUGCAAAAACAAAAUUUUACCAAGUGUUUUUCAUCCAGUUUCUGGAGCAAAUGUCUCACUGCACUUAAAAAAAGAGAGAAAAAUGACUUAUAAAUAACUUAAGUGAUGUAUAUGAACUUGUUUUGUUCCAUUGGUAGAUAAAUUCACUCAUAACAUUUUUCCUAUGUUAUAAGUGAAAUAAUCUGCCAGUGGAACAAGCACUUUUUCUGCAAUAUUAAUGAAUUAUUGACUUUAAACAAGCUCCUGUAAAUUGUUGCAAAGUUGCUUAUAACUUUAGUUUUGUCUUACUUUACGUGUAUUAGAUCAAAAAUACUUGGUAACAUUUUUUGUGUGUUUUAUUGUAGCCUACAGACUGUAUGUGCAGGUCGCCUCUGUUCUUGUAGGACCAUAGGUCUAGUCAAAGUAAAAUCUUAUCUCCACCAGAGGAGGAUGUGUUUUAUACAGGAUGUUGUCGCCUGAUUGCUGAUCUGUGUUUCCAUAUGU